UUCAAAUGAUAAAAUACUUUAAAAUGAUUAGAUCAGAAAUGCUAGGUGAAUUUGGCACAGUACAUAGUGAAGAAGAAGGGCUUUUAGUAUCUAACAAUUUUAGAACUCAUGGAAAUGAGGUGCACAGUGAAUACAGUGACCCCCCUGUGGAUAGAUCUGAUCUCCUGCCUGCAGUUUCUGCUUCUUACAGGAAUAUAUUAAAACAGCUCGGAGAAGACCCAACAAGAGAAGGGUUGUUAGACACCCCUAUGAGAGCUGCAAAGGCUAUGAUGUUUUUUACUCGUGGCUAUCAGGACACAGUAUCCUCUGUUGUAAAGAAUGCUGUUUUUAAUGAGCCCACAGAUGAGAUGGUGGUUGUCAAGGAUAUAGAAAUGUUCAGUCUUUGUGAACACCAUUUAGAUGAGGCUCAACAAGAAUCUGAUAUCAAUCAAAUAAAGCUGCUACUUAUUUUGCAGCACUUAAUUAUUAAGGUCCAAGAAAGAAUGACCCGUGAGGUGGCAGCUGCAGUAUGGGAAGCUGUAGCUCCUGCAGGGGUUGGGGUUGUUAUUGAAGCCUGUCACAUGUGUAUGGUGAGUUAAAAAAAAGUAAUUCUA
Messenger RNA from Eurytemora carolleeae, 593 nucleotides. RefSeq names its product GTP cyclohydrolase 1 (gene Pu). NCBI's taxonomy places the organism in Eukaryota, Metazoa, Arthropoda, Copepoda, Calanoida, Temoridae. Gene Ontology annotation, cellular component: cytoplasm. The coding region runs from base 6 to 578 and encodes 190 amino acids. The record is from RefSeq and is a predicted model, not a curated record. Gene Ontology annotation, molecular function: GTP binding; zinc ion binding; GTP cyclohydrolase I activity. Gene Ontology annotation, biological process: tetrahydrobiopterin biosynthetic process; tetrahydrofolate biosynthetic process. The transcript is spliced from 9 exons.